UCAUUCACAAACAGGCUUAGAUCCAGCUCACAUCUCUCACUUUUCACCAGCAGCAGCAGCCUCCAGCCAGCCAAACAUCACCAAGAAAUUGCUUCUUUUUGGCUAUGCACUCGGUUUGUUUAAUUUCUUUUUGGCUUGAAGUGUCGUCUCCAGCUGACUGAGCUGUGUCAAGAAAACAUUAACUCUACUCUCUGGAACGUCAGUCAGUUAAAAAGAAUUAUCAGCCAUCUAGCCCUGUGAGCUGGAUACCUGGAAUGAAUAACUUGUACGGUCUGGAAUUUUGGUCCACGGGACGCAAGGAAAGUAUGAUUCUCUACACAUGUCCUCGUCGUUACCAAAAUAGGCCAUGUGACGAUUUAAAGAAUCAGAAAUCAAUCUGAUCUGAACUGAUCAGUAUGCCGCUUCUGCACACUUCCUACUACUAACGUUCCUGCAGUUGAUAAUAUAAUACUAAGUAUCUAGUCACUUUUAUUUCGUCGUCGUCGUCGUCACCACCAUUCAAGCGAAGAAGACAAUUACAAAUAAUUACGACCAGUCAUUUUUUUUUAAUCCCAGACAAUCGGUCAGUUGGCUUUGCAGUUAUGAGAGGAGUAUUAUUGCGUCGAAAGUGCAGCAGCAGCGGUGUGUCAGUGAAGGUGGCAGCGUCUUGGCGUGGAUAGAAGAAAGCAAUUAUAAGAUUGUGACCCUAGACGAAUAAAAGUGUGUGGUUCGAUGAGUGACCCUCCACCUGUGUCAAGUUCUUGCUCCUCUCAUUGUUACCAAAAUUGUUGUUCUUGGUGGGAGGGUGAAGGGUGUGGGUCUGCAGAGAACAAGAGACCACCACACCCUCCAGAAGGCGACUGCUCGUCGUGAACCCAUUUCGUCACUCCGCAGCCACACCCCCUCUCCGUCCCUUCUUCCCCAUCGAAAAUGAAUGAGGAUGAAGCUACCAAGGUCGAGAGUUUGGUCCGGGUGGGCUACUACGAGAUGGAGAAGACGAUUGGCAAAGGAAAUUUCGCCGUUGUUAAAUUAGCCACGCACAUCAUCACCAAGUCCAAGGUGGCCAUCAAGAUCGUGGACAAGACCAAGUUGACUCCAGAGAACUUGAAGAAGGUGUUUCGAGAGAUUCAUGUUAUGCGAAGACUUCACCAUCCUCACAUUAUUCGACUCUACCAGGUGAUGGAGACGGAGAAAGUUAUCUACCUCGUGACUGAGUAUGCGAGUCGGGGAGAAAUCUUUGAUUUCCUCGUGAUGAAUGGGCGGAUGAGUGAGGAUGAGGCACGGCGGCUCUUCACCCAAAUCCUUCAUGCUGUGCACUACUGCCACACCGAAGGCGUUGUUCAUCGUGAUCUCAAAGCGGAAAAUUUACUCCUCGAUAGAAACAACAAUAUCAAAUUAGCAGAUUUCGGAUUUUGUAACGAGUACAAGGAGGGGGAUUUGCUUUCAACAUGGUGUGGUUCCCCUCCAUAUGCUGCUCCGGAGCUCUUUGAGGGCAAGAGCUAUAACGGCCCGAGGGCGGAUAUAUGGAGUCUGGGCGUAGUUCUUUAUGUGUUAGUUUGUGGUGCUUUACCUUUCGACGGCUCAACGCUUCAGAGCCUUCGAAAUCGAGUGACUUCUGGGAAAUUCCGCAUUCCAUUUUUCAUGUCUACCGCCUGCGAAAGUUUGAUACGACAUAUGCUCGUGGUCGAUAGCUCCAAAAGACUGAACAUUCCUCAGAUUUUCGCUCACAAGUGGAUAGCAGGUCACGUUUUGAAUGGAGCGACACCCAUCCGGUACGAGGAUAAGCCUUCUUUGUGCUUGGACGAGUCAAUAAUAGACCAGAUGGCGUGUCUCCCCGGCCUGACCAAGGACGCAAUCCUUCAGUCCAUCCAGGAGGAGCGGUUUGACCACAUCUGUGCAAUAUACAACCUCCUCCUGCACGAGAAACUGACAGAGCAGGAAUCCCCCAGCCCGACCUAUUUCACCCUUCACCACCCCGUCCAAAGGAAAGCUUCAAUCACGACGGGCGUCGUGGAGAGAGUCGACCCACAAAUGCCAGAAAUCCACCUCUUCCUCAACGACUCGCAGAUUUACGAGAAGUUUGACGAGAUGCGUGUAGAAGGAAGAGCACAAGACAUUUUACCAAGACAAGAAACUCAAUCUCACCAAGGACGACGUCAUACUGUCGAUCUACCUCAAGGCCUUCCUGUUAACGUCACUCGAAUGAAUGAUGAUCAGAUUCCGCUAGUUGAAAGCGUUAAGGAUCAACACUUGUUGAAACCACCACCGAGCAUGGAGAACAGUGAGUCAAUCUCAUCUGGGUUUGGUCGUCGGGCCUCAGAUGGUGGUGCUAAUCUUCAGCAGAAGGACAAACAACCACCCCCAGUUUGUGAUGGUGGCUGGAGUCAUCCCUCCUCUCGCGAGCAAUUAUCGACGGGUGUGCUUCGUCGUGACGCAACUUACGCAACCACGCCAGAAGAAGAAUUCCGUGGCAGGAGUCGCCGUACAGGCCUGAUCACAGUGGUCGAAAGGCCCCCAGUGGUUGACCCGGAGUCACACCGUUUAUACAUGGGCCCUCCCUCCUAUCCUAUGAGUGGAGGCUACACGGGGUCGAGCCAGGCUGGAGCUGGAGGAAUGAUUCCUUACCCCUCGCACUCUAGACGCCUCUUCCACCACACCCUCUCCAGAAUACAACCAAACCCGCGACGAUACAGACUAUUUCCCCAAGGUCGUGAGUCGUACAAGGAGCUGUGCCACAUGAACUGUGAAAGGUAUUCCCCUGUACGGCGAGGUAGCGAGGGAACAUGUCCAUCCUCUCCUAGACUAGCAAAGAUGCAGGCGGGCAUGCGAGACGACCGACGCCACUCUGCGACCUCCUCGUCGCCCUCAUCCCCUGUCAGAUUAUUCCAACCUCUAGAUUCGCCUUUGAUCCCGCAUUCCGUAUCCCCCCUUCCACCCGAUAUUUCUCAAGGGUUGCAAGGGCUUCACCUCUACGGUCCUGGGCCACCCAGCCCCUUCGCACAACAACAGCAGCUCGCAAUGAUUCAGGAGCACGCUGUUCUUAAACAGAUAGACCCCACGACUGGAUUCCCCUACCCCGAGAUAUCGGUGACGGAUGAGACUGGAUGUUUGCCUGUGUAUCUCCUCCAAGAUCAGGACGCUAGCAGACGACCUUCCAUAACUUUGGGGAUUGGGAUCGGGAGACCCCCACCACAUCCACAAGCAAAUAAUAACGAACCCGAAAUCCCACUCUCCACGGCGUGAUCCACAGUAGCAUUUUAACUUUAGAUUUACGAAACUACAUACAUAUAUACGUGCGUAUAAAGUUAUUGCUCUCGUACAAUUACUUCUUCUCCUUCUGCUCAGUUUAUUCCAUCAUCAUUAAACAACAUCACACGUCUUCUCCUUCUUCCUCCUCUUCUUUACAACGCAGUUACCGCAGUCGUAUAUGUAGCAGCAGGAUCAGCGUGACCACGAACGAACAAUAAGAGCGAGAGAGAAAGCGAGAACCUUUCCAUAAUUUCUUAAUAUAAUUGUUCCAAGUGUUCAAUAAAAAACCACACUUGCUGUUAUCAUUAUGAUUAAACAAUUAUCAGCCUUGUCGCCGUCAAUCCUUGUUGUUAAAGAAGACAAACCGAACUGUUAUUUAUUAUUAUUAUUGAAUGUGUGACCUUCUCAACAACGGGAAGGAGGAACGCUUUUACGUACAACAUGAUUAAAUUACAAGUUGAACACAUA
Messenger RNA from Folsomia candida, 3696 nucleotides. Its product is annotated as serine/threonine-protein kinase SIK3 homolog. Gene Ontology annotation, biological process: protein phosphorylation; microtubule cytoskeleton organization; intracellular signal transduction. The record is from RefSeq and is a predicted model, not a curated record. NCBI's taxonomy places the organism in Eukaryota, Metazoa, Arthropoda, Collembola, Entomobryomorpha, Isotomidae. Bases 910 to 3222 code for a protein of 770 amino acids. Gene Ontology annotation, molecular function: ATP binding; protein serine/threonine kinase activity; tau-protein kinase activity. Gene Ontology annotation, cellular component: cytoplasm. The transcript is spliced from 21 exons.